AGCCACAAGUUUACAACAAAUUUAAUCCGCUUUUUCUCAAUCAGGACACUCCUCCGAAGCUUUUACUUGUGCCAAGACCAAGCAGGUAAAGGCAAGUGAUUUGAAAUGGCUCUUGCUGGGUUGAAGGUCAUUGAGAUUGCUGGUCUAGCACCAGUCCCCCAUGCAGGACUGAUCCUUGCUGACUUCGGUGCUCGGGUCAUCAGGGUGGACCGACUUGCUCAGAUGAGUGACAAACUUAGCCGUGGCAAGCUGUCUGUCGCCCUCAACCUGAAGUCGCCAAAGGGAGUUGAAGCAUUCAAGAGAGUAAGCAGCGAUGCCGAUGUCCUGAUAGAACCCUUCAGACCUGGAACCAUGGAGAGGAUGGGUCUGGGUCCAUCUGUUUUGAUGAAAGACAACCCAGGAUUAAUCUAUGCAAGACUAAGUGGGUUUGGACAGGAAGGUCCUAUGAAGCAAAUGGCAGGUCAUGACAUCAAUUACAUUGCCACCGCCGGAGUUCUGUCUGCACUUGGGCGAACAGGAGAGAAGCCCAUCUUCCCUGUCAACUUGCUGGCAGACUUUGCCGGAGGGGGUCUUAUGUGUGCCAUGGGCAUCGUCAUGUCUCUGUUUGAAAGAACAAGAUCUGGACUUGGCCAAGUCAUCGAUGCAAAUAUGGUUAAUGGAGCAGCCUAUGUUAGCUCCUUUUUAUGGGCAAAUCGUGAUAUGGGUCUUUUUGGAGACGAUGCCAGUAGAGGAAAGAAUCUUCUUGAUUCGGGAGCUCCAUGCUAUGAUACCUAUCGUACUUUAGAUGGAAAGUAUAUGGCAGUGGGUGCCCUGGAACCCCAGUUCUACGCUAAGUUCUUGGAAGGUAUUGGACUCGCUGAUGACGAUGACCUGCCACCACAGUUGAGCAGGGAGGACUGGCCCAGUAUGAAGCAAACAUUUGCCAGUAUCUUCGCCACCAAGACCCAGUCAGAGUGGACCCUGAUCUUUGAGAACACUGAUGCCUGCGUCACUCCUGUCCUGACUAGAGACGAGGCAUCCCAGCAUCCUCAUAACAAAGCCAUGGGACACUUCUUGACGAAUACCAAAGGGGGGCGCGAACCCGCCCCUGCUCCGAUCCUGUCACGCACCCCAGCUCGGCCUAACUCAAUGGCUCUUCCAGCUGUCGGCCAAGACACACUGGCAGUUCUGUUAGAGGCUGGAUACAGCAAAGAUGAGGUGAAGGAGAUGUGCGAUAAUGGGGUUGCCGAAGUGGCAAAAGUGUCUUCCAAGUUAUGAGGAGCUUCCACAACAGGGUCCAACUGAUGACGCGAAAUCAGCAUGAAGCGAUGAGCAUCCCUAAAAUGUAUGUGGCUUUCAGCAUCAUCAAAAUAUAUAAAGAUCAGAUUGCAAUUGAUGAUUACCUGACGGCAGUCAGUGAUGGUGAUGGGAAAAUGCAGAGAAUUUAAAAAAAAUGUUGAAAGAGCUUAAUCGCAAGAGAUGGGUACAAAUAUCUAGGAGAAUGAAGGUGUAUGAGAUGUGUUCAAAGGUGAUUGCUUAUCUAUCUCUCUCUAUUAAGGUGAGAUUCAGCAAUUCAAAUGGUAUUCAAUAACAAAUCUUUGAAUAUACAUGCAUGUAACAGCAUCUUCCAUUAAAUUCUAGUCUCAAAGACACUGAAAGUUAUUGUUGACCAGUGCUCGGUGAUUUUGAAAAUUACUGAUGCUAUAAUUUAUUAUGUUGUGAUGGUUUUGUUAUGGUCACCCUGCUAGUUUUUGCUGUAAUUUCCACUUUUGACCACGGUCAUUGCAGCACUAAAAAAGGUUCAAUUGAUUGAACUAUGAGUAUGAUAAUUUGUAAAUAUGAAAUAUAUGACAACUCAUAAACAUGCUUAAAUUUCAAAUCUUUGCCAUUGCUUAACAUCUGGUUCUGGACAAUUUCUGAAGUGAUCCAAUUAGAAUGAAAAGCAUUCAGCUUUCAACAAGUUAAUCAAUCUUUGAAAAGUUAACAGUUCAAAGGAUAGUUUUCAAAAUCUUUCAGGAUUCAUUAUUGAAUUCCUGUAGUUUUCAGGAUAUAAUAAAGACGUUGAAGGAACCUAGUUCCUUGACAAAUCAUCAUCUUUCACAUUAUUCACUAAGAUAGCUU
Molecule: messenger RNA, 2100 nt
Organism: Lytechinus variegatus (green sea urchin)
Lineage: Eukaryota; Metazoa; Echinodermata; Echinoidea; Temnopleuroida; Toxopneustidae
Gene: amacr
Product: alpha-methylacyl-CoA racemase-like
Exons: 6
Coding region: 106-1257 (383 amino acids)
Biological process (GO): bile acid metabolic process
Cellular component (GO): mitochondrion
Molecular function (GO): alpha-methylacyl-CoA racemase activity
Source: RefSeq, a predicted model, not a curated record